This is a messenger RNA of Ordospora pajunii, 618 nucleotides long. RefSeq names its product proteasome subunit. Gene Ontology annotation, biological process: proteasome-mediated ubiquitin-dependent protein catabolic process. The coding region runs from base 1 to 618 and encodes 205 amino acids. Gene Ontology annotation, cellular component: proteasome core complex, beta-subunit complex; proteasome core complex. The transcript has a single exon. Lineage: Eukaryota; Fungi; Microsporidia; Ordosporidae. The record is from RefSeq and is a predicted model, not a curated record.
AUGUUUGAUCCAACAACGCUCUACGGAGGAUCUAUCUUAGCAAUGGCCGGAGGCGACAGUGUGGCAAUAAUGAGCGACAGAAGACUCGGCUCAGGCGCCAUCACUGUCUCAAAAGACUUCACAAGAAUACACAAAAUAGGGCCCAAGCUGUUCGUGGGCCUUCCCGAGUUUGUUCCGGACACACAGGUUCUAUUAAGAAAGAUACGCAAGAACUACAAUCUAUUCAAGCUCGAUCAUCAGAGGGAAAUGGAGCCUCAGGAGCUCAAUAGCCUGAUUUCAUUCAUUCUAUACUCAAAAAGAGCCACUCCAUACUACACAAGCCCGUUGGUUGUUGGCCUGACAAGCGACAACACUCCAUACAUAUCCGGACAGGAUUGCAUUGGCUCCUCUACAACGCCUGGCGACUUUGUUGCAGCUGGAACUUCAUACAAUAAUCUUUUAGGUAUAUGCGAGGCACUAUAUAGGCCAAGCAUGGACAAAGAAAAUCUUUUUGUCACUUGUGCCCAAGCAUUCCUUAACUCUGUCGACAGAGAUGCACUCUCUGGUUGGGGUGCUGACUGUUAUAUCAUCAGCAAAGACAGCGUCAUCAAGAGAUCAAUUAAAGGAAGAUGUGAUUAG